Molecule: messenger RNA, 2934 nt
Organism: Lachnellula hyalina
Lineage: Eukaryota; Fungi; Ascomycota; Leotiomycetes; Helotiales; Lachnaceae
Gene: CHO2
Product: Phosphatidylethanolamine N-methyltransferase
Exons: 3
Coding region: 1-2934 (977 amino acids)
Biological process (GO): phosphatidylcholine biosynthetic process
Molecular function (GO): phosphatidylethanolamine N-methyltransferase activity
Source: RefSeq, a predicted model, not a curated record
AUGAGUACACAAAACAGCCCAGCCCCAGAGAUGGACGGCCUUCGAGAACGAAAUGUAAGCGCCUUACGAGACGAAGCUGCCUCUGGAUCUGGAUGCAGCAGUGGUCAAGAUACCCCACAGACAGAGAACGGUGUAGAGAAGCAGAAAAAGACCUUUGGCAGAACCCCUGAUGGAACGGUCUUCAUCGUUCCUCAUACCCAUGAUAUGGUUUCUCAAUUGCUCGACCCGCGACAACCCAAGAACCUUUCGGAUGUCAUAGUCUUAGCUGUACUUUGCAUACACGUACUUGCCCUAUACUUACUACCGAGCCCUCUGAAGAAGCCCGUAUUUGCCCUCAUAUUCUUGUUCUGGAGAGGAUGCUACAAUGUUGGGAUUGGAUGGCUCCUUCACAUACAGUCUCAUCACCGACGUUUGAUAGGAUGGGCGAAAAAAGCCAAGGUGUUUGAGAAUCCAACUUCCGGGAAGAACCCAAGGCCAUGGCUAUACAAACUCCUCAAGCGAGAGCUAGAGACUAAGAUCCCAGAGGACUAUAAAUUUGAAGAAGCGCCACUGGAGUACAACACUUGGCUUGUCUUUCGAAGAGUGGUCGACCUGAUUCUCAUGUGCGAUUUCACGUCCUAUUGUCUAUUUGCCGUUGCUUGUGGAGGACAACCAGUGGGAGAGAGUCUUAUGAUGACCAUAGCUCGAUGGGCUACUGGUAGUAUUCUCGUUGGAUUUAACUUAUGGGUCAAGCUAGAUGCACACCGGGUGGUCAAGGACUAUGCAUGGUAUUGGGGAGACUUUUUCUACUUGAUCGAUCAAGAAUUAACUUUCGAUGGGGUGUUUGAAAUGGCUCCUCAUCCCAUGUAUUCUGUUGGGUAUGCCGGCUACUAUGGUAUCUCAAUGAUGGCAGCGAGCUACAACGUAUUGUUCAUUUCGAUUAUUGCACAUGCUGCUCAAUUCGUCUUCCUCGUAUACGUCGAAAAUCCUCACAUUGAGAAAACCUAUAAUCCACCAGCUCCACGAAAGCGAGAAGACAACCCAAGCCCAAGCGACAUUGAGCAUGCCAACGCUUCGGCCGCUCGUAGAGAAGGCAUCGAUUACCAAGAAAUGUCUGAACACAUAGCCCGCUCAGCAACAUCGAAGAAGCCCCUUGCGACACAUAACCUGAUGGGAUUUGGCAAUAUUGACCUCUUUCGGAUCACUGACCUAUCUGUUUUUCUGCUUCAGGGUUACAUACUCCUCCUCACUGUAUCGACCCCAUCAACACCAAUUUUCCAGACUCUUUUCGUCUUAAAUGCGAUUGGAUGGCGUUUAUGGUACACCCUCGGUCUAGGAAUCAUCCUUGACCGCCAAAGCAACUAUAAGAUGUGGACUCGCCAUUUCGUCAAAUACGGCGAAAGCACUGAAGAGGCCUGGAGACAAUGGAAGGGCAUGUAUCACCUGAGCUUGACUAUGUGCUAUGCGAGUUUUAUUGCCGCGACUUGGAAGAUGUAUUCUGUGCCACCGGACUGGGGCUACGGCCUCGUGCUUCUGAAACAUGUGAUCGGAGCUGGACUUGUCGCUCUUCAAGUGUGGACUGCAGUCAGUAUCUACGAGUCUCUAGGCGAGUUCGGAUGGUUCUUUGGAGAUUUCUUCUUCGACCAAGCUCCAAAACUGAACUAUGGCGGUAUCUAUCGGUACCUCAAUAACCCAGAACGCAUCAUUGGAUUGGCCGGUAUCUGGGGUGCUGUGUUCAUUUCAAGAAGCGUGGCAAUCUUCUUCAUUGCUCUUCUCAGUCAUGUUCUUACCUUGGGAUUCAUACAGCUUGUGGAGAAGCCGCACAUGCAGAGGCUGUACGGACGAGCACUGAGAUCCGAAGCUGGACUCACCAAGAGCAUCCGGAGAUCUUUACCUCCUCCAUUGAAAAAGUGGCAAGGCAGCGUUGACAAGGUCUUGGAAGAUAGCAGUCACUUCGUCGAGGAGUUUCUAGAUACAGCUCGCCCGAAAUUCGCAUCUGGAGUCUCAACCAUCAUCCGCGACACCUCAGCCCUCUUCAGCCAAUACCCAGCCCGCAUAACUCUCACCCGCCUAGCCCCUGACCUCGCCGGCUUCGACCCACGAGACUACUCCCUCACAAUCGAAGGCACGCCCUCCUCAGCCCUCACAGCCAGCGACCGUGCAACUGGCAAAGAAGGCCAAACUGCCCGCUUCCCACGCGAGCGAACCGACGAAUUCCAACCCCUGAUGUUUGAAUACGGCGCGCCCAUAAAAGUCAAAUGGACUGCCCCCGUCCAGCACAGCAAACGCGACUGGGUCGGCCUCUACAUGGUCGCCGACAACGCCUCGCGAGAAGUAACACGCGUCUCGUCCGCGGGCCGCUGGGUCGCCUGCUCGCCCAACGAAUACGAAUCCACGCCGGCCGACAAAGGAAUCCUGGUCUCCGAGCAACUGAUCUCGGGCGCUUCACGCGUAGAUGGCUCGUCCAAAGAUUACAUGCAGGGGGAGAUGGUCUUCGAAGGCGACAAGCUAUGGUGGACGCACGGGAGUUUCGAAUUCCGCUUCCACCACGACGGCAAGCACAACGUCAUGGCCAUCUCCCUGCCCUUUGAGAUCCGCAUCGGACGCUUCGACGAGGAGGAUGUCGAGGUUGAUUCCAACGGCCUUAUUCUCACAGCUGUGCAGAAUGCCCUGCUGCCCAUCGUGCGCAACUGCUUUGACAGGGACCCGGAAAUCGCGCCGGAUUCGGUGGAGGGGAGUUUUGGGAGCUUGGUGGAGCGCGAUGGCAAGUAUGCGAAGAGGGUCGUGUUUGCUGUGCAUCAGAUGUUUGGCAUUGAGUUUGCGCCGGGCGUGGUGCUGGCUGAUGGGAACGUGAAGAAUCUGGCCUGGAGGAUUUGUAAUGCGAAGCAGGUUUUGGCCCCAUAUAGUAUGUCCCAUUCGAAAGGCAGGACGACGCCUACGGGGGAGAAGUUCUAG